Molecule: messenger RNA, 1169 nt
Organism: Heteronotia binoei (common prickly gecko)
Lineage: Eukaryota; Metazoa; Chordata; Lepidosauria; Squamata; Gekkonidae
Gene: DKK3
Product: dickkopf WNT signaling pathway inhibitor 3
Exons: 7
Coding region: 51-1106 (351 amino acids)
Biological process (GO): multicellular organism development; negative regulation of canonical Wnt signaling pathway
Cellular component (GO): extracellular region
Molecular function (GO): receptor antagonist activity; co-receptor binding
Source: RefSeq, a predicted model, not a curated record
UCCUUUGUGUGUGGCUUUUGCUUCCAGGGAUUCAAAAGAGAGUGCUAAGAAUGUUCCUGCUUUGGUCAAGACUGGUGUUCCUGCCCAUCCUUCUAGGGGUGGUGUAUGCAGCUCCCACCUUAGAUGGAGAUGGAAAACAGCACCCUGAGGAGAUAGUUCUAAGUUUUCCCAAAGAUGAAGCCAGCCUGAGUGAGAUGUUCCGUGAAGUGGAAGAGUUGAUGGAGGAUACUACGUACAAGCUGAGGAAUGCAGUUGAAGAGAUGGAGGCAGAAGAAGGUGGUUCUAAAGAGAUAACAGUUGAUUUUGACCAGCUUCCUCCCAACUAUUACAAUGAAUCUUACACAGAUACAAAAAUUGGAAAUAAAACUGUGCAUAUUCAUCAGGAAAUCAGUAAGGCAACUGAUAAUAAAACUGGAUCUGCUAGCUAUUCUGAAACUGUUAUGACAUCAGUACAAGAAGGGGAGAGUAAGAGAAAUCAUGAGUGCAUUAUUGAUGAGGACUGUGAGACUGGAAAAUAUUGUGAGUUCUCUGGUUUUGAGUACAAAUGUUAUGUCUGCAAAACCCAACACACAUAUUGCUCUCGAGAUGAUGAGUGCUGUGGAAAUCAGCUCUGUGUCUGGGGUGAAUGCAUGAAAGCUGCUGCAAAAGGAACAAAUGGAACAAUUUGUGAAAACCAGCGUGACUGUAAUUCUGGAAUGUGUUGUGCAUUUACAAAAGACCUUUUGUUUCCUGUGUGUACCCCAUUACCUGGAGAGGGAGAAUCUUGCCAUGACCCUUCAAAUAGACUCCUCAACUUAAUUACAUGGGAGCUGGAACCAGAUGGAGCACUGGACCGCUGCCCCUGUGCACAUGGAUUGACUUGUAAGAUGCAGAGCUACAGCAGCGAUUCUCUCUGUGAGCUAUCCUUUAAUAAGACCCAGAACAAGGGUGCUGAGGAACCUUUGCUAGUAGAUGAAAUAUCAUUACUGGAAUUUAUAACACAAGAUAUUCCUGGUGACUAUGAAGAGACACUGAUUAACCAAAUGCAGGAAGCCUUAGAGAAAGAAGUAUUGGUUCCCAAAGAAUUGGAUGUAGCCGGUAAUAGACUUUUUGAAGACAAAAUGUAAUUAAUUGGUCACAAAUGCUUGUAGAAAAGUUUUUCUAUACCAAAUUAAACUAUUUCUGUUGGA